AUGGAAGACGAUUAUCAAUAUCUGAUUAUAAUGGUAAUAAUUCUAGAUAUUUUGAGUAUGAAUACUUCGACAAUUAAAAAAAAACAUGAAACACAUCCAAUUGAUAUACUGACGAAAUCACAAGACUCAACCUUACUGACAAAUAAUGUGAUGAAACGUCAUUAUUUGAACAAAAAUGGGGACCUUAAUGAUAAUAAUGAUGGUGAUGUCUUAAUGACUGAACGUACUGAGAAAAAUGAAACUCCGUUAAGCAUUGACGUGAUGAAACUAAGUAUUAAUAACGACGUUUUGUCCUCUUCGAAUGAUAUAUAUGAAUAUAAUGUUAACAGGAAUAAACCCAAAAUUUCCUUUGAAUCAAUCGAUGAUUUCAACCGAAUAACUUAUUAUGGAGAUUAUGCCCGUGAGAUUGUCGAUUUAAAUUACGAUAAUGACUUCGAUAACUUUGAUGAUGAUUCUAAUGAAAUGAAUGACAAUGAUAAUAUUGAUUUUCCAAUUAUUGAUGACACACUACAAACACCAAAGAAAAAGGUCAUUGACUAUUUUAAAUUGAGUAUUUUUAAUAACAAUACAAACAGCAAUAAACUUCUAUCAACAGAUGUCAACGAAGAAAUGGCAACAAAUCAACAAUCUAACUUUAAGAAAAAAUAUUUUUGGAAAAAACGGAAUAAUAAAAAAGGGAUAAUCAAAAAUGAUGAUACCGAUGGCAGUUCUGAUAGUAUAUAUUUUAAUGAUGAUUCGUAUGAGGACAGGAAAGGUUCCCCAUGCUUAAGAGAUAAUAAUGACAUAAUUACGGAAGAGACUGAUGUAAGUAUUCUAAUAAACCCCUCUAAACUAAUCGUCAACCGAGAUGUAGAAGAGAAUAUGACAUCCUCUGACCAGGAUCCUUCAGAAUCCCUUUCUUCUUUUGAUGUUUCAGUCUCGAAUAGUCCUUCUCAGCUACCUCUUUUAUCUUCAAAUACGAAUCCAUUCAAAAUAAGAACCGACUCGAAUAAAAGGCACGUUAACGAACAUCAUUGUGAAGACAAGUCAGCAGUGAGCUUAGAAAAAUAUAGCGCCAGAAGCCACAGUGAUAAUAAGGAAAAUAUUAACGGAACCUUACCAAAGACUAGAGGGCGUAAACCAUCAUUAAUUCCGGAUGCAAGUAAACAAUUUGGUUGUGAGUAUUGUGAAAGGCGAUUCAAAAGACAAGAACAUUUGAAAAGACAUGUUAGAUCAUUACACAUUGGUGUUAAACCUUAUACCUGCCAUAUAUGUCAAAAGAAUUUCAGCAGAAGUGAUAAUUUGAGCCAACAUAUAAAAACUCAUGGCUAA
Messenger RNA from Naumovozyma dairenensis CBS 421, 1311 nucleotides. RefSeq names its product Com2p (gene COM2). Gene Ontology annotation, biological process: sexual reproduction. The transcript has a single exon. NCBI's taxonomy places the organism in Eukaryota, Fungi, Ascomycota, Saccharomycetes, Saccharomycetales, Saccharomycetaceae. Gene Ontology annotation, molecular function: DNA-binding transcription factor activity. Gene Ontology annotation, cellular component: Ste12p-Dig1p-Dig2p complex; Tec1p-Ste12p-Dig1p complex; nucleus. The coding region runs from base 1 to 1311 and encodes 436 amino acids. The record is from RefSeq and is a predicted model, not a curated record.